AUGAGGUACUUCUUCGCACCUUAUCGUGGUGAAAGAUAUCAUUUACAGGAAUAUAGGGGGAGACAAAUAAGGGGUCCUCAUGAACUAUUCAACUAUAGGCAUUCGUCACUGAGAAAUAUGAUAGAACGUUGUUUUGGUAUAUUAAAAAUGCGUUGGCCAAUCUUUAAGUUGAUGCCUCCUUACAAAUUGAGUGUACAAGCACUCAUUGUUAUUGCUUGUUGCACAUUACAUAAUUUUAUUCGUGACGAAGCCCGUUUAGAUCGUUUUUUUGAUGAAUAUGGGGAUGAGAAUGCCAAUCUUCAAGAAGAAGAAGAAGAAGAAGAAGUUGAGCUAGGUGGUACUUCUCAGAGAGUAAAUGUUACACAUGAGCUAAUUCAAGAAAUGAGUGAAACUCGUGAUGUAGUUGCAAAUGAGUUGUGGGACAACUAUCGUGAUAGAUAA
This is a messenger RNA of Cornus florida, 441 nucleotides long. RefSeq lists its product as uncharacterized. The transcript has a single exon. Bases 1 to 441 code for a protein of 146 amino acids. Lineage: Eukaryota; Viridiplantae; Streptophyta; Magnoliopsida; Cornales; Cornaceae. The record is from RefSeq and is a predicted model, not a curated record.